Kickxella alabastrina is the source of this 587-nucleotide messenger RNA. RefSeq names its product V-ATPase proteolipid subunit C-like domain-containing protein. The record is from RefSeq and is a predicted model, not a curated record. Gene Ontology annotation, biological process: proton transmembrane transport. Gene Ontology annotation, molecular function: proton-transporting ATPase activity, rotational mechanism. The transcript is spliced from 2 exons. Gene Ontology annotation, cellular component: proton-transporting V-type ATPase, V0 domain. The coding region runs from base 97 to 495 and encodes 132 amino acids. NCBI's taxonomy places the organism in Eukaryota, Fungi, Kickxellomycota, Kickxellomycetes, Kickxellales, Kickxellaceae.
AUCAUUUUCUCGUUCAUUUCAUUUUUGUUCUAAUCUCGAGCUAGAUUCAUCUUUAUACUUUAUUCCACCCCUCCUUUAUUUAAAUCCACAUUAACAAUGUCCGCAAUCGUCCACGACUACUGCCCGGUGUAUGCGCCCAUCUUUGGCUCCCUGGCUGCGCUGCCGCGACCAUUUUCUGCUGUAAGUAUCAUCGGUAUCUACGGUCUUGUUGUCUCCGUCCUCAUCACCGACGGACUGAAGCAGCAGAUGGCUCUUUACACUGGGUUCAUUCAAUUGGGUGCUGGCCUCGCCGUUGGACUCUCUGGUAUGGCGGCUGGAUUUGCCAUUGGCAUUGUCGGGGACUCUGGCGUACGUGCAACGGCUCAGCAGCCUCGUUUGUUUGUGGGUAUGAUUUUGAUUUUGAUUUUCGCUGAGGUGUUGGCCCUGUACGGUCUUAUUGUUGGGCUUAUUUUGAACACCAAGGCGACGGGAAGCGAUGUUAGCUGCGGAAACUAAAGGAGCUGAAGGAAUAGCAGAUUUUUGUCUAGUUUUUACUUUCUUUUUUUGGGUGUGUUUAGUUUUUGAGUACAUGUCCAUUUUCAUUUUCA